Pecten maximus is the source of this 4264-nucleotide messenger RNA. RefSeq names its product proteasome activator complex subunit 3-like. Gene Ontology annotation, biological process: regulation of G1/S transition of mitotic cell cycle; regulation of proteasomal protein catabolic process; positive regulation of endopeptidase activity. NCBI's taxonomy places the organism in Eukaryota, Metazoa, Mollusca, Bivalvia, Pectinida, Pectinidae. Gene Ontology annotation, molecular function: endopeptidase activator activity. The record is from RefSeq and is a predicted model, not a curated record. Gene Ontology annotation, cellular component: proteasome activator complex; nucleoplasm; cytoplasm. The coding region runs from base 125 to 889 and encodes 254 amino acids. The transcript is spliced from 10 exons.
AGGUCGACAAACAUGCUGACUUCCCGUUGUUAAAAAAAUUGGCGCAUCUGUUAGAGAAGUGUAAAAAGAAAUCGCAUUUGAACGUGAACAUUUUUUGACAAAACUUAAAAACAAAAUCAACAAAAUGCCAAAAGAACUACAGAAAGAAAGAGCACUACUUUUGGAAAAGGUUUCAGACUUUAAAGAAAAAUUCAAAACAGAUGGAGACCACCUGGUUCAAGAUGUCUUCCCAAAUAAAAUCAUAGAGCUUGAAGAAUUGUUUCAGACGAUGUGCUUGUCCAAAGUUUCAGAUAUGCAUUGUGACCUAAAUGUUCCUGUGCCCGAUCCUGUAUUAUUUAACAACGACAAUGACUCUGGAGAGCCACAGUCAAAGAAACGCAAAGCAGAUCACACAAACAGUGAAAACAAUAUCUCAGGCACGCCUGUGAUGGUGUUACCUAAUGGCUUGGUUCCAUGUAAUAAGAAAAUUGUAGUAUUGUCAGAAAGGAUGAAGCCCCUUAUAUGGGAACUUAUUGACCACGCAAAUCUGUUAAAAAUGUGGAUAGCAUUCUUGAUACCUAAGAUAGAAGAUGGCAACAACUUUGGGGUAUCCAUCCAGGAGGAUACGAUGGGAGAAGCCAGACAAGUUGAGAGUGAGGCUGCGUCAUACUUAGAACAAGUCUCACGUUACUUCAUCACACGGGCCAAACUGGUGUCAAAGGUCGCCAAAUACCCACACAUCGGCGACUAUAGACAAGCGGUAAAGGAACUGGAUGAGAAGGGAUUCAUCAGUCUCCGUCUCAUCUGCUGUGAACUGAGAAAUCACUAUGCUAGUCUACAUGAUCUUGUGUUGAAAAAUAUGGACAAAAUCAAGAAGCCAAGAAAUGCAAAUGCCCAAAGCUUGUACUAAGAUAACAUUAAGGAAUCUGACGUGUAAACUUCGUGCUGGACAUGAUAUCUCUCGACGGGAUAUGAUAUCACAAUACAGUUCAAUUUGAUGUAAGGUACCAACAUCUGAUCAAACUGUGGUGGAAGAUCACUUUAUCUACGUGAGAUGAUUCUGUCGUUCUGAAAAUAACAUCAUUUUGGAAAUACAUCUAAAUUUAUCAUGCUCUCUGUGUCCUGGAAUGUGAAAGAAAUUCUUCAGAAGUAUGGCCAUAAGAAUGUUUCAUCUUUCUGAAAAUCAAACUUGAUUUGUUAAUGGAUUAACCAUUCGGUGUAAAAGUCAUUGAUUGAGAAAGAGAUGUCUCAAUCUUUUGGAUUGAACUGUUUGAAUGUUUUGUCACAUGUACACUACAGCAGAGGAGAGAAUCUGAGGAUAUGAAGAAUUUAGUCAUUAAUCAAAAUGGUAUUGGGCUGAAUUUAACCGAGAUAUUUUCUUACCAGAUAUAAUUUUUGAGAAUAGAGAAAUGUUACCCAUUUCGUUGUAAUUAUUGGACAGCAUUCAUAUAUCAACCUUUGGAAAAAAAUAGUCUACUCGAUCUUCAUACGGUUUUUGACUCUGUAAGGGCGCCUGGCCUUAUAAAAAUCUCAUUCCUGGCAGAAGAAUGAUAUAAAAUAAGUAUACUUGAUUUAAAUUUUGGACCCAAUUUCUCGAAGAAAAAAAAUUCAAAAUCAAAAUGUCAAUUUUUCCAUUAAGUAUCUUUAAGUAUCUUUUCUGUAGAUAUUAAAAUUUGAUGCACAGAUAUUUAUAUAUGAUAUUUCUUCACUUCAUCUUGAUUUGUAGGUCUCAAGAUUUAUUGGAACUUAUAAAUUAAAUGGCCUGAGUUUGAACACAAAACAGUAAUUUUUAUAAUUUCAAAAUUCUUAGGAUUAAUUUUUUUGAAUUCAAAUAUCUUUACAUGUAUUAGAGUCAAAGAAUAUUUACAAACACUGGUAGAGUGUAUAUAAAAAGAACAACAAAUCAAACAUCUUUUCUUCUAUAGUUAAUUUGUAAGUAAAGAUGCACAAUAACGAGUUAAACUCAGAAUCUUACUUCUGGAGAUUUCAUUUUUGAAUACGCAAUUAUGUUUUUGUUCUUACUGUAGUAUAAUGUUGACUGUGUUACACAUACCAAGUUACUUAUACAAAGAAUGAAGUUUUAAAGUUUUAAUUUCAUUCCAUAACGUAAUUCCUCAAUCUUUGAUAUUGUGAACAAGAUGUGAUUGUCUAUGAAUCAUUUUCCUUAAUAUACAAUGUAUAUACUCUGCAAUACAAUGAUUAUAGUGGAAAUUUGUGUAUACAGUGAAUUAUCUUGUAACUGCUGUACAGAAGUUCAUGUUGUCACCAUAAAAAGGAAAAUUCCUUCAAUACAUUCUUUCGUAUGAAAUAGAAAGUCUCAUAGGAUCUAGGAGGGUAUCAUAUGUUGUGACCAUUUUUUUUUUUAAAUUCUUCACUUGUCCAUAAAAUUCUUCAUGCACUGCAUGUAUCAGUCGCAGAAUUUUAAAAAGAUAAAGAAAAGAAACAAAUUAAAUGAAAAAAAAAUACACAACAGUAAAUUUUAUGCUGUGACUGAUCACAUCUUGAUUUCUAAAAUGAUAAUUGAUACAAGAUUUGCUGAAAGGAGUUGAUUCUUAUUAAUAUGACACUAAUUCAUAAUUCUCAGUAUCAAUCAGGCGUAGAAGAUGGAGUGGUGCUUCUUCUUUGUGCCCUGUAAUCCAUUGUUGUUUUAUUGUUACAUUAUCAAGGUUCCACUAAUCUAUACAUUGUUUUUGAUAUCUGGUUUUUUUUGGAUAUCUAGUAUAUUGGAUAUAUGAUUAUUUUGGAUCUUUUGGAUUUAGUUUUUUUUGGAUAUCUAGUAUUUUGGAUAUCUGGUAUCUUGGAUAUAGGGUUCUUUUGGAUAUCUAGUCUUCUCAAUAACUAAAGAUUUUGUCUUUUAUAGUUGUUACAAAAAUAUAAAAUUCCAAACAAGUAGAACUUCUCCCAUGGGUAUAAUAGCUGUAUACAAUAUAUUGCUGUGUUAACAGAAAAUGGUGCUUCUGAGAAGUAAUUCUCUGAUUUUGUGUACGAUAAAAACUUAUAUUACAAUGUGUAACUGUCUUCUAGAAACGAAAAAGAUACUGUAUUUCAUCAGAGGAAUAGUCUUUACCACUGUACAAUUGUGAUUGAAAAAAAAACCUGUAUCAGGUAAUUUAGAGAUUUUCAUUAUUAGCAAAUAACUUAAUUGUAAAAUCUUAUAUUUAUAUUAAUAUGUACUUUUAUUUAAAUUAUGUACAUACAUAUCAUUAACAAGACAGAAGAAUGAAAUUAUUACAUCAACAAAAAAAAGUGAAAAAAUUCCAGAAUUCUAAUACUAAAGAAAAACUUGUUGAGUAUUGUAACAAAUUUGGUAGGUAUUCUGUUUUAGUUUUGAAAAAAAAUACAGUUCAACAUUGUUCAUGUUGUAAAAACUUUUCAUUUUAUCUUUUAAAUGAUAAAGAUUCCACCUGAUUCAAGUUACUUUAAGUCGUUGUAUUUGUUUCUGAUCUGUAUCCCAAGCCACACCUGAUAGAAUAUCUUUUUAACACACCUUAAAGUUUUUACAAAGUAUUCUAAUAGCAUUGUACAUAUACCACAUGUAAAUUAAACAUAUUUUGUAAAUUCAUUGAUUUGGUAAAUAAGGUAGUGGUGUUUGUGACAUAGGAUAGGCCAUCAUCAUCAAUCUUAUCCGAUACUGUAGAAAGUUAAUAUUUUUAAGUGUCAGAUUCUGUUUCGACUACUUCCAGGGAUACAAUUUGUAAAAAAAAAAAAAUACUUUGAGAGCAAAAAUUCUUAUCUCAUGCAGCUAAUUUACCCUUAAAUUUAUGCUUGGAAGAAAAUCCAAUUUCAUUCAAUGUCUUAUUAUUAGUUUAAAUAUCAGUAUUGUUUAAUUUUUUGUGGAUGCUUUCUUAAAAGAUUUCAUAAUUACUCUUCAUGCUAUUGUUUAGAGACUUUUGAAAUCAAAAUGAAUUUAAAGUAAUUCUAGUUCAUUGUAGUUUUAGACAAAUAUAUUUCUAGAUUUGGUGAUUUUCUUGAGAACAUGUUACACACUUUGAUCUACAUCUGUGGCAUAUUAUUUCUUUGUAAAAUUGUUGAUGAAAGGGGAUAUUUUUCAUUAUAUGUAAAACUGACUUAUAAUACAAUACAUUUGUGUUCACUUGCAUUGAUAUUGAAGAAAACUUAAAUUGUUAAGAAAAAGAUGAAAACAUUAUUUUGAUUGGUCAGAAAAGUUUGUUUGCAUUCUGAUUGGUCAAUUCUGACUCUGGUUGAAGUUUGAGAAAGUGCUGAAUGUGUUAUAUGGCGUACAUGUAUGUAAGGUAAUGGAAAAUAAAAAUUACUGUUCUCCUGA